Fopius arisanus is the source of this 869-nucleotide messenger RNA. RefSeq lists its product as uncharacterized. The record is from RefSeq and is a predicted model, not a curated record. NCBI's taxonomy places the organism in Eukaryota, Metazoa, Arthropoda, Insecta, Hymenoptera, Braconidae. The coding region runs from base 240 to 671 and encodes 143 amino acids. The transcript is spliced from 2 exons.
AUAUACAACUGGUAGCUGUACCAAGAGACUUUUCCUCAACUCAUCGUUUUUUAGCUGUUGAAAAUAGCCAACACUUGUAAACCAAUCUCUCGGUCUUUGUUCUCGACUGCGUAAGGAACACACCGUGACGAGGAUUUCAGUAAUUCUUACGAUGCCAGUGGAUUGUACGAGUGAAUCCAGAUGGAUUGAGAGGCUGUCAGCUGUUACUUCCAACAAAUCCAUCGAUCAAUCAAAUAAAAAUGGAUAAGACUGCACUAAUUGUUCUCAUUAUCGUCACCUCAUCAGCCAUUAAUUCACAGUACACAGAUGACUCGGACUACGACGAUUUUCCCAUCUCUGAGGACAGGAUCUCCGAGGCUCGGGGUCCUGAUGAUUUUUAUAUUGUUUCUGAGGAUGAGGUGAGAGAAUUGGAGAGGAAAUAUCAGUAUACGAAGCAUCGGAUUCCUGGAUAUGAUUACGACGAGUUGGAUUUUGUCGAGGAGGGGAAGAGGUGUGAUGACAGAUCUCUUUGGACCCACUGCCUCUGUCAGUUCACCUGCACCUCCAAAAAUACUGUUGACUGUUAUACACCUUGCAGAAGUGGGUGUGAGUGCAGAGAGGACUUUGUUCUCGAUGAGGAGAGUGGAACGUGCGUUUAUCCAGAUCAAUGUGUCGACUCGAUUCGAAUUUAAAAGCGAAACAAAAUGAUAUGGCAAAAUCUAUUUUCUAAAAUAUUUAUAAUUUUUCUUAUCUCGGUAAAACUGAAUUUAUUGGGGGAAUUAUGGGGUCUAGAAGGGAAUGACAGAGGAAUUUUUUCUGGAGAAUUUCUCGAGCUACAAAUAUGUUUUUAUGACAUUUUUCGAUAGAAUCGAUAGUCAUCGAGUUAUUAA